Messenger RNA from Pseudomassariella vexata, 2998 nucleotides. RefSeq lists its product as uncharacterized. Gene Ontology annotation, cellular component: cytoplasm; vesicle; intracellular membrane-bounded organelle. Gene Ontology annotation, biological process: clathrin-dependent endocytosis; clathrin coat disassembly. The record is from RefSeq and is a predicted model, not a curated record. The transcript is spliced from 2 exons. NCBI's taxonomy places the organism in Eukaryota, Fungi, Ascomycota, Sordariomycetes, Amphisphaeriales, Pseudomassariaceae. Gene Ontology annotation, molecular function: clathrin binding. The coding region runs from base 156 to 2894 and encodes 912 amino acids.
CGGCGGGCCAAGAUAUGGAGCCGCUAUCGCUGCGAUAGAUGCGGCUCGUUGUCCACAAUGAAGUUGCAACCAAAGUCAACACCUCAAAGGGCAACCCCCAGCAUGAUACUACGGCGAAGUUGAAAUGAAGCCGGGAUAUCGAUAUCUACGCAACCAUGGAUGAUCUUGCAGGGCUCGAUUGGUCAUCGACCAAUUCGGCUAAGGCUAGCAACAACAAGCCCCCGAUUAUGAACCAGCCGCCCGCCUUUUACCCAUCUCUACGCCUGACCCCGUCUCCCCAGGUCUCCGGGCGCAACACUCCGCUUUCGAGCCAAGGCUCUGGCCUCACUGCACCGAAGCCUGCGACUUCGAAACCCGCCGCCGACAGCUUCAGCAAUCUGGUAUCCUUUGGCGGAGCCAAGAGCAAUGUCAACCUCAGCCUCCGCGAACGGCAGGAGCAGCUGGAGGCCGAGAAGCGCCGAAAGGAGGAGGAACGGCGGAAGCAGAUGCAAGCGCAGUAUGGAGGAGGACAAUUUUGGGAUACUCUAGGCCAAGGCUCUGCCAGUGCGUCGCGGACCACAUCACCCGCCCUUCCGCUUAGCAGUGGUGGGGUAGGGGUCAACCAGAAUGGACACAAGAAAGAUGAUGACGACGACCUGUUUGCGGCAUUCAACAAAGACACCAAAGUCGACAAUUCGAGUCAUUAUCCCCCGCCGCUUCAACCACAAUCAGGAAAGAACACGUCUGCACCUGCCACCAAGCUUGACCUCGGCAGUGCUAGUACAUGGAAUCAACCUGCAACAUCGGCCGGAGUGGACUUUGGCGACGAUGAUGAUCCGUUUGGACUCAACGAGAUAAAGCCUAAGGCAACUCAACAGCCGACCUCUUCCACCGCAGAUGAAGACGAUUUCUUGGGCGAUCUGGGGAAGCCAGUUGAAGAAGUACGACGGAAAGCACAAGCUUCACAGCCGAAGCUAGAGCCUGGCAAACCCAUAGAAGACUCUGAUUCAGAGUCCGAACCCGAGAUUGCGCCUACUCAGCCCUCAAGACGUGGAGAUGAUGAUGACCCCUUUGACAAAGCUAUUGCUGAGUUGGUGGAUAUGGGCUUUACCCCUGAGAACGCCAGACGUGGUUUGACAGAAAGUGGUGCUGGGCUUAAUGUCCAAGCAGCUAUUGGUUGGCUCUUGGACGAUGCACACCAGACGGCACAGCAUAAAUCAACGCCCAGGGAUCCGCCCGUUAAACAGAGCAGACCGAGAGACAAUGCUGCGCGUUCGAGGAAUAAGGGAAGCCCCGCCUGGAUGAAAGAAGACCAACCCGAUCUUUCUCCACGCAGAGACAACAGAUCCCCGGCUUCUGGAGGAGCUGAUAUUUCACAAAAAGCUGCAGCUGUGGGAUCAAGCUUCUUCAAGACGGCCAAUUCAUUGUGGAAGACUGGACAAAAACAAGUUCAAAAAGCCGUGGCCGAAUUCAAUCAAGAAGGUGGAGAUCCCAACCAGCCCAAAUGGAUGCGGUCAACUCAGCAGGAUCGAGGCCAUCCGCCUAAAAAGCAAACCAAGGAUGUGACGGAUGAAGCUAUGCUCCUCGAAUCGGGCAUGCGACCAGAAAAACCAAUAUCUCGGCCUUCAAGAGAGCCUCAGGUGGGUGCCUCUCGGGAUCGAUCUAUUGCCUUGCCCACGCGACCAAGCCAACCAUCGGCAGUGCCCAAGUGGCAACAAUCAUAUGAAUCGUCACUUGAUCCGCGAUUGCGUCUCAAUAAACAAGCCGUCGAAGAGCAAAGUGCACAGGCAUAUGUCAGCCCGGCACGAAGAAAGAAGAUACCAUCACAGCCUCCUCCUCCAACUGAGCCCGAGCCAGAUCUUCUAUUCAACCCUAUAGUUGCCGCACCUCCGCAGUCUCGGCCUCAACAACCUCAACCUUCUCCAUCACUGUCAAAACCUUCUGGCCAGCCGCCUUCGCACACCAUCACACCCAGGCCGGCCGCGCCGGUCAGACAGAUACCCACCGUCUCCCCUUCGGUUAUCCAGGCAUCCACACGGCAUCGACUUGAUGGAACAGCACACUUCAAGCGUGGCGAUUACGAUGCGGCACACAUCUCCUACUCCAAUUCGCUGAAUGGCAUCCCGCAAAAACACCCACUUUGCAUUGUACUCCUGACUAACCGUUCACUUACGGCUCUGAAAACCGGUAGUCCCAAGCAGGCUGUGGAUGAUGCAGAUGCUGCGCUGGGAAUCAUUGGACCGUCACGUGGGGAGGGCGAGAAAAUAGCGUUGGGUGAGGGAGAACAUCGGGAGAUGAAAGACCUUUACGGCAAGGCGCUUAGCAGGAAGGCAGAAGCUCUCGAGCAAAUGGAGAAGUGGGCUGAUGCCAGUAACGUGUGGCAGUUAUGUGUCGAAGCCGGAGUAGGUGGGGCCACUGCCACUGCCGGCCGCCAGAGGUGUCAAAAGGCUCUGGCCCCGAAACCCAAACCGACUCCAAAGCCAGUGCAAGCUGCGAGGCCGCGCCCAACGCCUUCUGCAGUUUCUGAUCUAGGUCCGCAAAAGAGUUACGAAGCUGUUGAGCGACUUCGAGCCGCGAACAAGGCGGCGGAACAAGCCGAUGAUGAAAAGUUCGCACUGAGUGAGAAGGUUGAUGCCCGUAUCUCAGCGUGGCGAGACGGAAAGAGAGACAAUCUUCGGGCCUUGCUAGGAAGUCUCGACCAGGUACUUUGGGAGGGCAGUGGGUGGAAGAAGGUCGGCUUGCACGAGCUGGUAAUGGCAAAUCGGGUCAAGAUUCACUACAUGAAGGCCAUCGCCAAGUGUCAUCCCGAUAAGCUACCACAAGAUGCCAGCACAGAGGUCAAACUCAUUGCUGCUACGGUUUUUGCGACGUUGAAUGAGAGUUGGGAUAAGUUCAAGGCAGAAAACGGCCUGUGAGCUUCGCGAUGACGGAAAUGUUGUAGAUGACAUGCAUAAGUGACACAGACAUAGAUACGAGUUGAUGACCUGCCAAAUAGAGCGAUGACCAUGAAAACCUUCAC